UCCACAUUUCCGGUUUUCCUGAUGUUGGUCCAACAAUUCGUCUGACAAUCAGCAGUUUAUAGUAGGAAUGUGAGCUGUAUUAAUUUCAUACAUUUGACUGACUUUUUGAAACAAUAGUUUUACCAAAAUCACGAACGCAAAUGUGUCUAUUUUAUUCCGAAUAUUCGUGUCAGACUCACCAAGACAUGCAAGAGCCCAUGAGGUGAAGUUUUGAUGAUAAACUUUCAAAAACAGGUUUGAAGAUGCUGUUUUGGAAAGUUACAGAUUUAAUAGAUUGAGUUCAUGACUGCAGAUGUCCCGAUUAGUGUGAAUAAGUGGGUAUUCAGACGCGUGUUGUCUUGAUAUUGAAAUUGUGUAUAUUUUACAGUUAUAAGUGAACAUGCAUGUAACUUAAACGUAAACAUCUUUGAAAAAAACACACUCCCCUCUUUAAACACUCCAAAGAUUCUUGGAGAAGUCCGGUCUGCAGAUGGCUAGUUCAGCUCCAAGCAGUGCCUAUUCCAGAUCGGGAACAGGAAGGGGCAGUGCCACAGGGAGCAGAAAAACAACUCCCUCAAGUGCUGGGAAAGCUGGCAAAAAGGGCUCCCUGACCUGUUCCUCUGAUAGUUCCAUAGGGAAACUAACUGCUGCUCACCCAAGACCGUCAGCUAAAUUAAACCCAAAAACAGUUGACCCAUUCAAAAGUCCAGCCAAGAAUCAGUCUGCUUUUGCUGCAGUGUACACCAAUGGAGGGGUACCUUGUCGGUUAUUUCAUGGAUCAGUCAAACACAAGUUGGCCUGGGACACCUCACCAGAGCAGGUGCCUUUUGACCCCAUCCUGGUUACUUUAGCAGAGGGUUUGAAGGAGAGUGUGCAUCCAUAUAUGUUUGUGGCUAGGACUGGAUUUAAAGAGCUACUAGAAGUAGAAGGUGCUACAGGAAAAGUGUCGCCAAUCUUGCCAAAAGUCUGUAUAGCUGUUCGUGCAGCCUUGAGCCAUGCUGAGGGAUCUGUAUUUGAGUCUGCCCUGGAUGCACUGCUACAGCUAAGUGAGGUUGCCGGUCCAUUACUGAAUCAACAUCUCAAACUGCUAAUAGUGCCUAUUGCUAAAAGAAUGAUGGAAAAGAAACACAGAGACAGGAUAACAGAAGCUUUACAGACUCUGGAACAAAACGGAGGAAAGGAAGCACUGCCAUCAAUAAAAUCUAAAGUUCCGACCUAUUCCUCCAUCUUUGGCUGAUGUGUGUAGUGAGGACAACAAUUGUGUUUUCACUUGUGGAGAACCCAUUUGCUGAACGAAUCAACACCUAUGUAUUCACUUCAGAGCUGACCCACAACGGACACCACAGACUGCUGAGGAUAGCAUGGAGGAUAUUUUUUUAUAAAAAGUUUCAGUAAUUGAACUUAUUAAUUAACAAUUUGUGUUCCCUAUGUUUUAAAACAAAAUAUGUAUGUAGAAAUCAGUUGUUGAUUGAUUUUUCUAUGCAAUAGACUUAUUACAGUUAAUAAGGAUGAAACGGAUAGGAUCUGAUUAUUAAAAACAGUAGUUACUGUUUUAUGAGAAGUUCUUUUUACACAACCAAUAAAAUCUUCUGUGUGAUGUUUCGAUGACUUGUUCGAUAUGUGCACU
Messenger RNA from Mizuhopecten yessoensis (Yesso scallop), 1606 nucleotides. Its product is annotated as PACRG-like protein. Lineage: Eukaryota; Metazoa; Mollusca; Bivalvia; Pectinida; Pectinidae. The coding region runs from base 470 to 1216 and encodes 248 amino acids. The transcript is spliced from 7 exons. The record is from RefSeq and is a predicted model, not a curated record.